Molecule: messenger RNA, 1747 nt
Organism: Sphaerodactylus townsendi
Lineage: Eukaryota; Metazoa; Chordata; Lepidosauria; Squamata; Sphaerodactylidae
Gene: CPOX
Product: coproporphyrinogen oxidase
Exons: 7
Coding region: 56-1309 (417 amino acids)
Cellular component (GO): cytoplasm; mitochondrial intermembrane space
Molecular function (GO): coproporphyrinogen oxidase activity
Source: RefSeq, a predicted model, not a curated record
AUCAGCGACCGUUCUGGAGAAGGCGCUCGGGAGGCGGCGGGCAGUGGACUCCGCGAUGGCGCGUCUGCUGCGCGGGGUGUGUGCGGUGGGCUUCCGAGGAAGGCUGCUGGGGCCCGAGCUCCCCUGCUGCAGGGCUUUCUCCUCUGGCGGAUGGGACCCCGGGCGCGCAGAGUCGCGGCGGCCGUCCGCGCUGGCCUGGGCUGCAGGCGCGGCGGCGGUGUUGACCGGGCUGGGGUUGGCGCGGAGGGCGGAGAUGGCCCGCCAGCAGAGUCAGCCCCGGGAAGAGGCCGACGGAGGCGGAAAGGACGAGCUGGCGCGGCGUUUCGAGUGCUUCAUGGCGCCGCCGGUGAGCGGGAUGCGCGAGCUGCGGAGCCGCCGCGGGGAGAUGCGGAGCCGCAUGGAGAUGCUCAUCAUGGAGACGCAGGGCCAGGUGUGCCGCGCCUUGGCCCAGCUCGACCGCGGUGCCGCCUUCACAGUCGACCGCUGGGAGAGGAAGGAAGGUGGUGGAGGUAUCAGCUGUGUUCUUCAGAAUGGUGAAAUCUUUGAGAAAGCAGGAGUCAACGUGUCUGUAGUGUUUGGCCACCUUUCUGAAGAAGCUGUGCAGCAGAUGAGAAGCAGGGGGAAAACUCUGAAGACCAAGGAUGGAAAACUGCCUUUUUGUGCCAUGGGGGUAAGCUCUGUUAUUCAUCCAAAGAAUCCUUAUGUUCCCACUAUACACUUCAACUACAGAUACUUUGAAAUUGAGGAGGCAGAUGGAACAAAACUGUGGUGGUUUGGUGGUGGAACAGACCUUACUCCGACUUACUUGAAUGAAGAAGAUGCUGUUCAUUUUCAUAAAACACUGAAGGAAGCCUGUGAUCAACACAAUCCAGAACUGUACCCUAAAUUUAAGAAAUGGUGUGAUGACUACUUCUACAUCAAGCACCGUGGAGAACGAAGAGGGAUUGGAGGCAUAUUUUUUGAUGAUCUGGACUGGCCCUCAAAAGAGGAAGCCUUUCAGUUUGUUCAGAGCUGUGCCAAAGCCAUUGUGCCUUGCUAUGUUCCCAUUGUAAAGAAGCACUGUCAUGACCCAUUCACACCAGAGGAAAAACUGUGGCAACAGAUUCGUAGAGGGAGGUAUGUUGAAUUCAAUCUGGUGUAUGACAGAGGUACAAAGUUUGGUCUGGCAACACCUGGAUCUAGGAUUGAAAGUAUACUUAUGUCACUGCCACUUACUGCCAGGUGGGAAUAUAUGCACUCACCUCCAGAAAAUUCCAGGGAGGCAAAAAUUCUAGAAGUUUUGCGCCAGCCCAAAGACUGGGUGCACUGACCAGUGGCCUGGGCUGUGUGUGGUCAACUGUGAAAAUGAGACAAAUUUCUUGCUGGUUUACUCUUCAGACUGUCAUCGUGCAGCAGUUAAUCUUUGUCAACUUGUUCUUUUAUCAUGUGCCUUAGAAAUAGUAAAUGAUUGUACAUCAGUGUUCUCUUGAAAAGCUACAGGCUGCUCCAAUCACAGUGUCUGGAGAUUCACUGACAUUGGUAUAGGUAUGAAUGCAGGGAACAAAAGGGAUCACCGAGGUGCACUCAAAAUGUGAUCAUUGUGGAGUUCUAUCCGAAGCUCUGAGCUGUUGCAUGUUUUCAGACCUUACAGGCAAUCUGUAAUUUAUACUUCUAAUUGAUGCUAUUUACAACAUGUGUCUAGCUCACUUCAGUAGUUACAUGUAUGUCCUGACAGUGCCUGACUGAUAAAUCCUGUUUGUUAAAGAGA